Messenger RNA from Hibiscus syriacus, 959 nucleotides. RefSeq names its product vacuolar protein sorting-associated protein 60.2-like. Lineage: Eukaryota; Viridiplantae; Streptophyta; Magnoliopsida; Malvales; Malvaceae. Gene Ontology annotation, cellular component: multivesicular body. The record is from RefSeq and is a predicted model, not a curated record. Gene Ontology annotation, biological process: vesicle budding from membrane; late endosome to vacuole transport via multivesicular body sorting pathway.
AUGAGGAGAGUGUUCGGCGUUAAGAAAGACAAGGAGCCCCCACCUUCAAUUCAAGAUGCAUCCGAUCGGAUCAAUAAAAGAGGGGAUACGGUUGAUGAGAAGUUGAAGAAGCUUGAUGCUGAGUUGAGUAGGUAUAAAGAGCAUAAAAAGACAAGGCCCGGCCCUGCUCAAGAGGCUCUUAAAGCUCGAGCCAUGAGGGUUCUAAAGCAGAAACGAAUGUAUGAAGGUCAACGUGAUAUGCUUUAUAAUCAGACGUUCAACCUUGAUCAAGUUGCGUUUGCAUCUGAGGGUCUUAAAGAUGCUCAGCAAACUAUGUCAUCCUUGAAAUCUGCCAAUAAGGAGCUGAAAGGAAUGAUGAAGACUGUGAAGAUUCAAGAUAUAGACAACUUGCAAGAUGAGAUGAUGGAGAUGAUGGAUAUGAGUAAUGAAAUUCAAGAGACCUUAGGCAGAAGCUAUAAUGUGCCUGAUGAUAUUGAUGAAGAUGAACUCAUGGGCGAACUUGAUGCUUUGGAAGCUGACAUGGGAACCGAAUCUGAUGGCGUUCCUUCAUAUCUUCAACCUGACAAGGAGGAACCGGAUUUGAAUGCAGAGCUCAAUUUACCUUCAGCUCCAUCAGGAAAUGCAGCAGCAGCUGGCAGGGCCAAUGCCCAGGGUGAGGAUGAACUCGGCUUGCCAACUGUUCCUCGCGCAUCUGUCCGCAGUUAGAUGGUGGGCUAAUAUGCAUGAUGAAGUUGAACAGAGCGUGACCUUGUAAGCAAUUUGUGCAGAAUUAGCUUUCAAUUACCAAUUCAAUAUAAUUGAUUUUUACUUCACGGGUUUGGGAGCUAUAAUAAGCCUGAGUCAUUUGACAUUGAAAUUUGGGUAUUCAUGUUUUGUUGUGUAUUUUGUCAUUUCAUAUCUCAUUAUCAUACUUGUAUUUAAAGUAUUUAUACUGUAUAUAAAGUCUUGAUUUAGUGUCA